CCCGCCUUUCUGGAGAGCUGCUCCAUGGACCCCUUACCUCCGGCCACCCCUCCGACCCAGAAGCCCACCCGUAUCAUCAAGCCCCGGCCCCCCACCAGGCCGCGGCCCUACCUGCCCCCCAGGCCAGACUCCGCCAGGCUGAGCUGUGACUUGUCCCCGUCUUUGUCCUCGGAGGGCUCUGUGGCUGAAACAGCAAGCAAUGGGUGUCCCAGGAUCACCGAGCCCUCUCGCAGCCCCCAGCGGCAGCUCCGAAAGCUGCAGAAUUCGGGCGCCGUCCGCAAGAUUGUGGUGCGCUUUGAUCACGUCGGCUCGGAGAAGGGGGAAGCCAGGAAGCCGGCCCGACCGAGUUCAAACGGCAGCCAAGCACCCGGGCCUGUUGUGGAGAAUGGGGCGGAGAAGAUGGUGGAGGAGACGGAGAUGUCAGACCGGUUGCAUCCUUCUGAGGAGCAGCCCGCCCCGUCCGUGGUGGAGCAGAACGGCGUAGAACCGGCCGCAUCCUGCCGCUCGGGGUGCCCCUGCCUUUGCCAUCAGCAGCGGCCCGGCAUGGUCUUGGCCUGGGUGCCGGCCCGGUCGCGGCAGGCGGAGUGCGAGGACGGCGAGGAAGGGCCUGCUUCGGACCACUCGUCCUCGGCGGAUGAGGGGGGCCCGCCCUUUCAGCACCUCCUGGUGGUCACGGCCCCGGCGGCCGGCCCCCCCUCGCCUGCCAGCGGCAGGGCCCCGCCAUCCCGCCUUUCCUCCCGGAGCAAGAAGCCCCCCGACCCGCCUCCCUCGGCCAAUGGGGACACAGACGGCGGCGUGGUGCUGACGGGGUACCGCUCCACCGCCGAGCCGCUGCCCCCGCGGUGCCCCCCGCUGAUGCCCAAGCCACCCCGCCGCAGCAAGGGGGGGUCCCCGGCCUCUCUGGACGGCGAGGCCGUGCCCCCCGCCAUCCCCCCCAAGGCCCCGGUGAAGCCACCCCGCAGCUCCCUGGGAACGUUGGCCUUCUCCCGCAGGAGCUCCCUGCAGUACCCGCUGGAGCUGAACCAGGCGCCGGGGGGCAUCUCCCCCAUCUCUUUGCGGGAGGGCCUGCUGUUGCCACCCCCUUCCCAGCCGCCCCCUCCCCCACCCACUUCCCAGACGCCCCCGCCCCUCCCUCCUUCGCAGCACCAGCCUCCCCCGCUGCCAUCCUUUCCUCCCCCCACGGCCCCGACCCCGCCACCCCCCUCCCAGCCACCGCCUCCGUUGCCCCAGGGCCUGCCUCCCCCUCCUACUCAGCCGCCACCGCCCUUGGAGAGCCCGCUGUCGGAUGAGGGCCCCUGUCCAGGUGGAUGUGAUACUGGAUGUGGCCUUUCAGGCGAUUCAGAUCCAGCCACCCCAACUGACAGUGGGUGCAGCCUGAUAUUAUCCCCAAAAGGUCCAGACUGGGCACUCUGCCUGCAGGAUGAGCCACUGUAUCAAACCUACCGCCAGGCUGUCAUCUCCAAGGAGAUCAAGCGACAGACGGUGCCCCGCAAUAGCAGUUUCAGCAGUUCGGACUACGGGGCCCCUUCCCCUGGUGAAGGGCCAGCCGGGCCCCGUGGGACCCUCCCACAUAGCACCCUUUGGCAGGAGCUGCCUGCCGUGCGGGAGAGCGGCCUCCUGGGGAACAUGGGUCCCGAGGAGAGGAAGAUGCAAGAGAGCCUUUUUGAGGUGGUGACGUCGGAGGCAUCCUACCUGCGCUCCCUGAGCCUUCUGAUCGAGCACUUCAUGGAGUCGCGGGACCUGGCGGCCACCAUCCUCCUGCGGGAGCACCGUAUCCUCUUCUCCAACAUCCGCAAAGUCAAGGAGGUCAGCGAAAGAUUCCUGCUGGAUCUGGAGGGACGCCUGGCUGACAGCUUGCAGAUUUCGGAUGUCUGCGAUAUUGUGGAGGAACAUGCCCAGCAGAACUUUUCCGUGUACAUCGACUAUGUACGCAACCAGCUGUACCAGGAAAAGACCUACAGCACCCUCAUGGAAAAGAACCCGCAGUUUGCCGUAGUGGUCACCCGGCUCCAGGAGCUUCCCCAGUGCCAGCGGCUGCCCUUUAUGUCCUUCCUGCUGCUUCCUUUCCAGAGGAUCACCCGCAUCAAGAUGCUCAUAGAGAACAUCCUGCGGCGGACGGAAGAAGGGUCCCAGAGAGAGCAGAACGCCAUGAAGGCCCUCGCGUCCGUUUCCAAGAUCAUAGAAGAAUGCAACUCGGAGGUGGGCCGCAUGCGCCACAUGGAGGAGCUGAUCCACCUGACCAGCAAGAUUGAGUUCGACAAGCUCAAGGCGGUGCCCAUCAUCUCGCAGAGCCGGCAGCUGCUGAAGCAGGGCGAGCUGCUGGAGGUGGUGCAUCGGGGCACCAUCUUCGGCACCAAGCCCAAACUGGUGCCCAUCUAUCUGUUCCUCUUCAACGACCUGCUGCUAGUCACCCAGCGCAAGAGCUCCGAACGCUUCGUGGUGCUGGAUUACGCCCAUCGCUCGCUGGUGCAGGCCCAGGACUGCGGGGAAUCCUCCACGAGCCACCACGCCGAGAACUGCUUCUACCUAACCCUGAUGGAGAACCACCAGGGGCGGAGCAGCGAGCGCCUCUGCCGUGCCCCGACGCAUUCUGAUAUGCAUCGCUGGAUGGGUGCCUUCCCCUGCCACGAAUCCCAGUGCAACGGCAAGCAGGAAACGAUCUACGAGGACUGGGACUGUCCCCAGGUGCAGUGCACGGAGGCCUACACAGCUGCCCAGGCCGAUGAGCUGAGCCUCGAGCAGACUGAUAUCAUCAACGUGCUGCGCAAAACCAACGAAGGUUGGUAUGAAGGUGUCCGCCUGGCUGACGGCAGGAAGGGCUGGUUCCCCUCGCGCUACGUGCAGGAGAUCACCAACGAGCACGUGCGCCGGCGCAACCUCCGUGAGCGCUACCGCGUCCUGCAGGUGGCUCGCCAGCUGCAGCUGAUGCGCUCCAGCCAGGGGAAGAGCAAGUUCGGUUCGGCCUGAGACCCGCGGGUGCCGAGCAGCCAAGAGGAGAGCCAGGGACCAGCCUGUGCACUCUGCACACGCGUCUCGCGGCCUGGAGGGGGCAGCAGUGGGACGCCUCGAAACCCGCCUCCUCCACCCACCUGGAGCGGCAACAGGCCGUCGGUAUCAUCAACUCCCUUGCAUGGCGCACAGAACUGGCUGCUUCCGGUUCUGUCGACCGACCGCCCAAGAAUUGGUCCGAAUUCCACAGAGACGGCCCUGCUGUGUUGGGACUCACAGGUUACAGCUAAAUUCCUCAGUGGAGAGAGCGUGGUGGGGAGAGGCUCUUUCCCCCACUCCUGCUUGAGGAAGGCUGAUGAUCCCAAGCUGUAACACCAGUGCCAUAUUCCAAGCAGAAAGGUUAGCGGAGUCAGGGCCUGAACUGUUAUGGCCCACUAUUCUGACCAGCUUCAGGACCGAGGAAGUACCUUCUCACCUCCUCCUCCCGUACGGCUGUGGGUCUACUGACAUAAGUGGCAAGCCACGAUCUUUGAGCGAGAGGGAGAGAUGGGGAACAGGGCCUUCCGUUGCUCAAGUUCCCCAAGGAACACGGGCAGUAGAUGUUCCAUCCAAAGGCCGGGUUUUCAAGCGAUACUUUUCUUUUCCUGAAUCGCCUGCCCCAGGUGUCUGAAGAGAGCACCUUGCUCGUGCUACUAGAGGUACCAGGUAGAACCGGAACCUUUUCCAUUUCACAGAGAAGCCCCCGUUGGCAGGCUAAAUGUGUGACCCAGGCUAGAACUUGGCACAGGAAUGGAACAGCCAAAAGCCAACCCCCUCCCCAAAUGAAUUUUGCAAAUGGGGCUUUUCCGAAGUCCGAGCAUCCUACCACCUCUGCCAGUUUUUCCACAAACCUUCCCAGUUUCCCUGUUCCGACCUCAGGCCCUCUACCUCAAUGCAUACAACGAGCUCCCUCUCUUCUCCGGGUUUUAGCGAGCUGCCCUGGUGCAGCUCAUGGGCCUAGGCGCACCCAUUUCCUCUUUUCUGGCGCUGGCGUCUGAUCCACUCCCUUCCCUGGCCUGCUUUCUCCCUAAGUGUGCUCAGAGGUUUCUGCGACUAGGGAGUCGUGUUCCCCACCCCGGAAAUGCGGCCGUGGACCAGCUUGUAUUUAUUACAACGUCCCCACACCCUUGGCUGUGGAUUCCUUAGAGCUCUGGUAGCACCAGGAGGUGUGGAGGAAAAGAUGGUUAAAUUAUUCUGUCCCAUAUUUGCCUGGAUUGUCGUCUUUAUUUUGUGCAGCUUUUUCCCUAUCACCGUUGCCUGUUGUUGUUGUUGUCUUUUUAAGCGAUGAUGAUGAUGAUGAAGAGAAUGAGAGAAAUGA
Messenger RNA from Varanus komodoensis (Komodo dragon), 4306 nucleotides. RefSeq names its product Rho guanine nucleotide exchange factor 15 (gene ARHGEF15). Gene Ontology annotation, biological process: activation of GTPase activity. The annotation marks the transcript as partial. The record is from RefSeq and is a predicted model, not a curated record. The transcript is spliced from 16 exons. NCBI's taxonomy places the organism in Eukaryota, Metazoa, Chordata, Lepidosauria, Squamata, Varanidae. Gene Ontology annotation, molecular function: protein binding; guanyl-nucleotide exchange factor activity.